Nanorana parkeri is the source of this 2259-nucleotide messenger RNA. RefSeq names its product NACHT, LRR and PYD domains-containing protein 3-like. Bases 1 to 2259 code for a protein of 752 amino acids. Gene Ontology annotation, cellular component: cytoplasm. The transcript is spliced from 5 exons. NCBI's taxonomy places the organism in Eukaryota, Metazoa, Chordata, Amphibia, Anura, Dicroglossidae. The record is from RefSeq and is a predicted model, not a curated record.
AUGGGCAGAGUCCAGGGGGCACAGAAGAGGAAUCCGGCCAAACUGAAGACGACGUCACAUGACAUGAGCUUAUCGGACUUCGGAAAGGAAUACAGAGAGUCUGUGAAAGAGAUGUUCCAGCGGAUUCAUGAAUAUAAUUCCCGUGGGGGAGAGGCUGUUAGUCUACAGGAAAGAUACACCAAGUUAUUAAUGAGGAAGGGACGCCAGAAGAAAGAGGAGAAAGAACAAGAACUAAGGAGUACAGACAGAGGACAUCUACAGAUCAUGGAGGAAAGAUCUUCUGAUAAAUACUCCCCAAUCACAAUCCAGGACCUCUUUGCCCCCGAUGAAGAUGGUUUCAUCCCUAACAUUGUGGUGUUACAAGGACCUGCUGGGAUUGGAAAAACAAUGACCUCCAAGAAGAUCAUGCUGGACUGGGCCUCUGGGAAUCUCUACCAAGACAAAUAUGACUUUGUGUUUUAUCUGAGCUGUAGAGAACUCAACACCAUCACUGGAAACAUAAACCUGGUGGGACUUUUAUCCACAAGCUGCAGACUGCCGUGUCCAGGUGACCUGGUGUCUAUUCUGAAGGAUCCUGGAAGUCAGAGAAAACUUCUCUUUCUAGUUGAUGGGUUUGAUGAACUGAGUUGGACUCUGGGGAAGGAAUCUGAGGUUUGUCAUGAUGUUUCUGAGGAAACUCACAAAGAAAUACUUCUCCAAAGCCUGCUCAGGAAACGGAUUCUCCAACGAUCUUCUCUGAUCAUCACCACGAGGUCCCUGGCCAUGAAGAAACUGAACACAUUGCUAGAUGAUUAUCGCUGUGUGGAAAUCCAGGGAUUUACAAGGGAAGAUCGGGAGGAAUAUGUCCAUAAAUUCUUUGGAUAUGCAGAAAAUGCAGACAAGGCUCUCCGUAUAAUAAGAGACAAUGAUAUUGUGUACACCAUGUGUGUUGUCCCCGUCACAUGCUGGAUUGUCUGCACUGUAAUACAACAAGAAAUGAAGAAAGAUUUGGCUUUAAUUCGAUGUAAAACAAUUACCUCCAUUUACCUCCUCUACCUGGAGGUUUUACUAACCCAUCACAGCAAGAAGGACCGGUGUGUGGAUGGGAGACCUCGGGACAUCAACAACUGUCUGAGGAAGCUGUGUGCUCUGGCCCAUGAGGGAGUUCUGAACCAGCAAAUCUUGUUUAAGGAAGAAGAUCUACAAAGACACGGACUGUCUCUGUGUGAGGUGGAGUCUGUGUUCCUGAACGAGAACAUCUUCCAUUGGGAAGUCCGCACCCAGACCUACUACAGCUUCAUCCACCUGAGUGUACAGGAGUUCUUGGCUGCUCUGUAUUAUGGGCUGGAUGGUGGUUCUGGAAAUGAAGAAACAAGGAUGGACCCUUUUCCUCUGAUAAUCAGUGAAGGGAAAUCACUAAGAGAAAUCUUUAUAGAACAUCCACAUUUAUCUUUAGCUGUACAAUUCCUGUUCGGUCUCCUGAAUGAAAAGUUGGUGAAAACAUUCUUAGAGGUCACACGGAUCAACAUCUCACUGCCAGCCAGAUCUGUGAUAGAAGAAUGGGCCAUGAAGGUCAUGAAUGGGGAAAUCAAUACUAAUGACAUUGUCUAUCUGUAUGAGACUCAGGAUGAGGACUUCAUAAGGAGAGUCAUGUCUCAGAGAUCAGAUUUGAAGGUGUCAAGGUCUUACAUCAGGAGGAAUGUGAGGAAUCAUGCCAUGCAGCUGGACUAUUGCUUGAAGACUUUGAAGGGUGAAAGUUUUCUGUCAUUAUAUUUUAUGGACCUCACACUGGAUGCCGAGUGCCAGAAAUCGUUAUCUCUGUUUGUACACAGGAGUCGGGGUAUUCUGUUUAUGUGGUGUAAAUUUCAGAGACGGUAUGGUGAAGAUGAAGACUCCUCCUCCGGAGAUGAUGAAGGCUCCUCCUCCUCAGGAGAUGAUGAAGGCUCCUCCUCCUCAGGAGAUGAUGAAGGCUCCUCCUCCUCAGGACAUGGUGAAGGCUCCUCCUCCUCAGCACAUGAUGAAGGCUCCUCCUCCUCAGGACAUGAGAUGGUUCCUGAUAUUCUUUCCUAUCUGAGGAACCCGAAGAGUGAAAUUGAGAUAUUAGAUUUGGAUGGUUGUGGUUUAUCUUCCUCGUCCUGCGAUGUUCUCCGAUCAAUACUUAUCACUAAUCGAUCUCUCAUCGGCCUGUAUUUAUCAUAUGAUAAUCUGCAGGACUCUGGAAUAAAACUUCUGUGUGAGGGUCUCCGACAUCCAGACUGUACCCUGCAGAAGCUGAUGUGA